Molecule: messenger RNA, 2404 nt
Organism: Camellia sinensis
Lineage: Eukaryota; Viridiplantae; Streptophyta; Magnoliopsida; Ericales; Theaceae
Product: putative methyltransferase PMT14
Cellular component (GO): cytoplasm; endosome; trans-Golgi network
Molecular function (GO): methyltransferase activity
Source: RefSeq, a predicted model, not a curated record
AUAUAUGGUGGAGACAUUUGAAUCCAACAAAAAAUAUAUAUAUCUCUCUCUCUCUCUCUCUCUCUCUCUCUCAAGACUUCAGGCAUUCAUUCUCUGCUAGUCAUCAUUUAUAGCAGAGUGUGGAGUCUGCGAAUUGAUUAAAACCCUUUUAGCUUCGGAUCGAUCUAUUACGAGCUCUCACUAUCAGUGAGCUUUCAGGUUGCUAUCCCUGGCAUAUUAUGGGCUCUAAGCAUAACUCAUCAGGCAACAGAGCUCGAGGUCCGGUGUCUAUAUUGAUUGUUCUUGGUCUGUGCUGUUUCUUUUAUGUACUGGGAGCAUGGCAGAGAAGUGGUGCUACAAAGGGAUUUAUAACCGGUAUUGGAAGGGGAGACAAGAUAGCCGAACAAAUAACCAAGCAAACAGAUUGUGAUGUCUUUCCCACACUGAACUUUGAAACUCAUCACAAUGAUGUUCCGAUAAUUGACUCUGUGGAGCCAAAAUCCAAAGUGUUUAAGCCAUGUGAUUUACAAUACACUGAUUAUACUCCUUGCCAGGAACAGGACCGGGCUAUGAGCUUCCCAAGGGAAAAUAUGAUAUACAGAGAAAGGCAUUGUCCACCAAAAGAGGAAAAGUUGCAUUGUCUUAUUCCAGCACCCAGAGGAUAUGUGACUCCAUUUUCCUGGCCAAAAAGCCGAGACUAUGUCUAUUAUGCCAAUGUUCCUUAUAAAAGCUUGACUGUUGAGAAGGCUGUCCAGAACUGGGUAGAGUUCCAGGGUAAUGUGUUCAAAUUUCCAGGUGGAGGAACAAUGUUCCCUCAAGGCGCAGAUGCAUAUAUUGAUGAACUUGCAUCAGUGAUUCCAAUUGCAGAUGGCUCUAUCAGAACAGCAUUGGAUACGGGUUGUGGAGUUGCAAGCUGGGGUGCUUAUUUGCUGAAGAGAAAUGUGUUGGCUAUGUCAUUUGCACCAAAAGACAAUCAUGAAGCACAAGUCCAAUUUGCAUUGGAGCGGGGUGUGCCUGCUGUUAUUGGUGUUCUUGGAACAAUCCGUCUUCCGUACCCAUCUAAUGCAUUUGAUAUGGCUCAAUGUUCUCGGUGUUUAAUACCAUGGACAUCAAAUGAGGGGAUGUACCUAAUGGAAAUUGAUCGAGUACUUAGACCUGGUGGAUACUGGAUCUUAUCUGGCCCUCCUAUUAAUUGGAAGACCUACUACAAGACAUGGAAACGGUCUAAGGAAGAUGUCAAGGCAGAGCAAAGCAAGAUUGAAGAGCUGGCUGAACUUCUUUGCUGGGAGAAAAAGUAUGAGAAAGGAGAUAUUGCCAUCUGGAGGAAAAAAGUGAAUGCCAAAUCCUGCCAAAGUCAGUCUGCCAAUAUUUGUAAAUCGAAGGACGCUGAUGAUGUCUGGAACAAGCAAAUGGAGGCAUGCAUAACUCCCUUCCCUGAGGUUACCAGUGCAAAUGAAGUAGCAGGAGGAGAAUUGAAGAAGUUUCCAGCUAGGCUAUUUGCGGUCCCUCCUCGAAUAGCUAAGGGAUCUGUUCCAGGGGUCACAGUUGAAACUUACGACGAAGACAAUAAAAAUUGGAAAAAGCACGUAAAUGCUUAUAAAAGGAUCAAUAGUUUAAUAGGCACUACAAGAUAUAGGAACAUAAUGGAUAUGAAUGCAGGCCUUGGAGGUUUCGCAGCAGCACUAGAAUCACCAAAAUCAUGGGUUAUGAAUGUUGUGCCUACCAUUGCUCAGAAUACUCUAGGUGUUAUUUAUGAGAGGGGUCUAAUUGGCAUAUAUCAUGACUGGUGUGAAGGUUUCUCUACUUAUCCAAGGAGUUACGAUCUCAUUCAUGCUAAUGGUGUAUUCAGCUUGUAUGAGAACAAGUGUAAACUUGAAGACGUCCUUUUGGAGAUGGAUCGUAUUUUGCGGCCUGAAGGGGCAGUCAUAUUCCGCGAUAAAGUUGAUGUCCUCAACAAGGUGAAGAAAAUUGUUGGUGGCAUGAGAUGGGAAGCCAAAAUGAUGGACCAUGAGGACGGCCCUUUGGUGCCUGAAAAGAUACUUGUGGCCGUCAAACAAUAUUGGGUUGGCAGUGCAGGAAACAGCACAUCUAAUGAUCAGUGAACCGUGGCGGUUUUCGGGUAUGGAAGUGUACGAAUGAUUUAUGACAAAAUGGUGAAAUUGAAGUGCUUUGUGGUGGAGGGGGUUCAAAGAGUCCUGUCCUCGGAGAUGGCAUAGGUAAGUUAAUUUCAUAUUAAAGUUAAUUUAUAUAUGUUAUUGUUGAUUUAGAGCAUAUUUAUGUAAAAUUUGAAAUUCUCGAUAGUGAUUUUGGAUGCGUGAUUUUUGAGGGAAGUGAAGAAGAAAUAUUUGUAGGUGUAUGAAUAAUUAGGGUAAAGGAUGUUUAAAUUGAUGUUAAAUAAUUAUGAUGUUAAUUAGCUUUCCCUUCU